AUGUCAACAUUCUGAAAUUAAAGGACAAUUUUGAUUGGUUACGUCAAACACAAAAUAAAAUUUCUCACCCUGUUUACGUGAUUAUAAAUACGAUGCUUGUUGGAUGUUCAAGGCACCAAAAAAUCAGAACACUUGAGAUAGCUAAAAAAAAAAAAGAAAGAAGCUCUAAUUAUUUGCAAUGGCAACUACUGGAUCUUUUUUAAUUUUAAUUUUUAUGAUAUUGGCAACUACUGGAUCAGCAUCCUCUGUGCUGGGGGAAAUGGUGACAGUUCUUAGCAUUGAUGGAGGUGGCAUUAAAGGAAUUAUUCCGGCUACUGUUCUUACUUUUCUUGAAGGCCAACUUCAGGAACUGGACAACAAUAAAGAUGCAAGACUUGCAGAUUACUUUGAUGUGGUUGCAGGAACAAGUACAGGAGGCUUAUUGGCUGCUAUGAUAAGCACUCCAAAUGAAAAUAAUCGUCCCUUAUUUGCUGCCAAAGAUAUUUCGCCGUUUUACUUCACUCAUGGCCCUCAUAUUUUUCCACCUGGUGCCGGGCCCCCAAUUUUUGGCCCAAAAUAUGAUGGAAUAUAUUUUCACCAAAUUCUUCAAGAUGUGUUGGGAGAAAUUCGUUUGCAUCAAGCUUUGACAGAAGUCGCUAUCACAGCCUUUGACAUCAAGACCAAUCAGCCAGUAAUAUUCACUAAGGCAGCGUUAGCAAAGUCUCCUGAAUUGGAUGCUAAGAUGUCAGACAUAUGUUAUUCCACAGCAGCAGCUCCAACUUAUUUUCCUCCAUAUAACUUCACGACUAAAGAUGUUACUGGAAAUGAGUAUCAAUUCAAUCUGGUUGAUGGUGGUGUUGCUGCUGCCAGUCCGGCCUUGGUAGCCCUUAGUGCAGCAAUGAGACAUGCAACGGAAGGGGAUCCAACAUACCGCUCUAUUAGGUCAUUGAACUUCAAAAAUAUUUUGAUGAUCUCAUUAGGUACAGGUGAUGCUACGGAUUUUGAUACUCCAGUAUCAAACACAGCAGAAGAGGCAGCUAAAUGGGGUAUUAUUGACUGGCUAUUUCAUAACAAUAGCAGCCCUUUAAUUCAAGGCGUAAAUUCAGCAAGUUCAUACAUGGAUGAUUAUUACUUGGCCACUGUCUUUCAGGCUCUUGAUUCUGAAAAGAAUUACCUCAGGAUUCAAGAAAAUGGAUUAACAGGUUCAACUACCAUAAUGGAUAAUGCUACGGAUGCUAACAUGAAUUUAUUGGUACAAGUUGGUGAAAAUUUAUUAAAGAAGCCAGUUUCCAAAACGAAUCCUGAAAUCAAUGAGGAAGCUCUAAAGAGGUUUGCAAUAUUGCUCUCUGAAAGGAAGAAACAACGAGCAAAUAAAGCGUCUCAGUAAUUCAAGGUCUCGUAUUAUUAUGCUAAAUAAUAAUAGCUUGCAAAGUGUGAAAUUGCAUGUAUGUAUUAAGCCAGUCAAGUCUUGUGAUCGAGGGAUAAAUUUCAAUAGAAAUGUCUCUCCAUGUAAUAUGCUUGGACUUUGUAACCUUUUGGUUGGGUUAAAUAAAUAAUAAGCUCUUGUAAA
Capsicum annuum is the source of this 1549-nucleotide messenger RNA. RefSeq names its product patatin-07. Gene Ontology annotation, molecular function: glycerophospholipase activity; monoacylglycerol lipase activity. The record is from RefSeq and is a predicted model, not a curated record. NCBI's taxonomy places the organism in Eukaryota, Viridiplantae, Streptophyta, Magnoliopsida, Solanales, Solanaceae. The coding region runs from base 179 to 1366 and encodes 395 amino acids. Gene Ontology annotation, biological process: lipid metabolic process. The transcript has 7 exons.